CUAGGGAACCCAGAAGAUCAAAUAUGAAAUAUCUUAUCUUUUUAGCUUGAAAACUAUAUAAAUAUAAUAUCUACCAAGAGUUCAUAGAGCAAAAAUAGGAAAAAGUUAUUUUUUUUUUUUAAGUAUAAUUCUCAAGUUCAAUGAGAACCCUAUUUCGUGGUCUAUUAUUAGGUAUGCAAGAUGUUUCAAUAUUACCCCCCUUUUUUCUCCGUGUACUAAGCUGGUUUUGCUGCUCCGCUCGCUACUCGCUGCUCGGCUUCUCCUUAUCUCAGUCCGCCGCUCCACAGGCUCUCUUUCUCCGUUCUCCGUUCUCCGUUCGGGCCCAGUUGCCCGGUUGGCGGCUUAGUCUUCGAGAGUUGAUCGUGGCUAACGCACCUGCGCGCGGAUCGUUGGCCGUUUGAAAAGCGAACUGCACUGUGAGUGGCUCUCGCCCAGUAUCUAUCUGUAUCUCCGCCGCUGUAUCUUUUCUCGCUUAUUGAGCGGUGUGUGUGUGUGUUUGUGUGUGUGUGUGAGUGAACUUGUUGCACUGCCAGUUGCCUCGAGAAAAGCGCUUUUCAGCUGCAACUGGCUCUGGCUCUGUGUGUGGGAAGAGUUUGGGACUACUUGAGGAGCGAAUUGGUAGCUGCACUGGCUUCAGCUCCUAUUUCAAACAAAAUGUAGAAAAACACAUUUCAGCUGCCGUGUAUCUCUCGUUCUCGCUCGGUUCGGUUUUCAGUUCGCCGAGGUUUCGGUUCGGGUUUUUCCCUCGGUUUUCGUAUCUGUGAGAUACAAGCUGUGCUUGUGCGCGAGUUGUACGUGGAUUUCGGAAGUUAAUCAACGACAAAAACAAAUAACUGAAAAUUUCCAUUCAACUGAAGAAAUCAAAACACGGUUUAAGUGCCACUUAAAAAUACAACAUUUCUACCUUAACAAAAACAAUGCCAGGCAUUUCAAUAUUGAAAAACUGACAACAAAGCCAGCAGAAACUUGUUCAAAAACUACUUGGAUACUUGAGGCCCCAGCGAUAAAGCCCCAAGAGCCACAGGCUUUCUUCUGUUUAACCCACAGGUCCAACGGAAUGUGAAGAGCGCCUCCGCUGAAAUGCCCACGGAAAGCGCAUCCAGCGACAUCUCCGCCGGAGGAGGCGGGGCAGGGGGCGGGGCCAUCCCCAUGCUGCGCCCCUCGCGGAUGGACCAGUUCAUGACCUCGAUGGCGGCGGCAGCGGCGGCGGUGGGCGGAGCGGCGGACCGGAGUGGCGCCUCCGACGGCGGCUCCUCCCAGGGAGGCGGCGACUCCUCGCGCAACUCCUCCGCCAGCCGGAUCUCGGCCUACGAAACCCAGCUGGCCUACCAGCAGCACCUGGCCGGCCUCCACGGACCGCCUCCACCGGCCCCCCCGCCGCACCACCGCGAGAUCUCCGCCUUCGUGCCCGUCCUGCCCACCGGGAAGGUGCGACCCGGCAGCAACUCCAACUACGAGAUCAUCGCCAUGAUGGCCGACAAGCGGAAGGAGCUGGCGCUGCGGGAGGCGGCUGCGGCGGCCGCCAUGCUGGGCAGAGGUCCCGGUGGACCCGGCGGUCCGGGAGUGCCGCCACCGGGCGUCCUCUACGGACCGGCCGGCGUCCCUCCGCCGCCAUAUCUCACCGGACCGGGUCCCUCGCCCACCGGCGCCGGCAGCUUCCCCUUCCCGCCGGGCGCCGCCGCCGCCGCAGCGCUCUUCCCGCCCGGUCUCGGUCCCGGCAUGCACGCCGGAUUGGACCGACGGCUCCUGCGCGCUCCUGGAAGGGCCUCCCGCCCCAAGAAGCAGUUCAUCUGCAAGUUCUGCAACCGACAGUUCACCAAGUCCUACAACCUGCUCAUCCACGAGCGGACGCACACGGACGAGCGGCCCUACUCCUGUGAUAUCUGCGGCAAGGCCUUCCGGCGGCAGGAUCACUUGAGGGAUCACAGGUACAUCCACUCCAAGGAGAAGCCCUUCAAGUGCACGGAGUGCGGCAAGGGAUUCUGCCAGUCGAGGACACUGGCCGUCCACAAGAUCCUGCACAUGGAGGAGUCGCCGCACAAGUGCCCCGUGUGCAGCCGCUCGUUCAACCAGCGCUCCAACCUGAAGACCCAUCUGCUCACCCACACGGACCACAAGCCCUACGAGUGCUCCUCCUGCGGCAAGGUCUUCCGCCGCAACUGCGACCUCCGCCGCCACGCCCUCACCCACGCGGUGGGCGAGGUGAGCUCCGGGGACUACGUGGACGUGGGCGAGGAGGACGAGGCCAGGAACCUGAGCGGCGACGAGGAGGACUCCCUGCUGGAGGUGGACUCCCCGCGCCAGUCGCCGGUCCACAACCUGAGCGAAGCGGGAGCCCCUUCGGAGAAGUCGGAGUCCGAGAGGAUGCGGCUGAAGCGCAAGGCGGCCAUCGACCAGGAGGAGAGCGAGGAGGAGUUCGACGACUUCGACGAGGAGGAGGAGCUGCAGGACCUGCCGCGCGUCCACGAUUUGGCCAGGGAGGAGGACGAGGACUUCGACCCCGAGGACGAGGAGCAGGCGGAGGCGGCCCUGGUGGCCCGCUUCCAGGCGGGCAAGGCAGCUGCCCCGCCCCUCCCACCUUCCUCGGGCGGAUUGGUGGGCAAGCCGGAGCGCCAGGGCGUGACCCACUGCCACCACGAAGGCGGCGAGACCUACACCAUGCGGCCACAUGGCGAGAAGCACCCGGAGGAGUCGGCGGGGAGCUCUGGGGUGACCAGUCUCCCGGUUCCCCCCUCCUUCGUGCGCUAUCCGGCGGCUCCUCCGCCCGGAGCUGCACCACCGCCUAGCCACCUCCCCCAGGCGCACCCGCACCUGCUGCCGCCCAACGGAGACCCCUACUUGCCCAUCCUCCACGUGCGCCGCGACCUGCACCACAAGAGCCUGAACCUCUCGAAGGCGGCGCCACCGCCGCCGCACACCCCACCCACCAUCGUCACCCAAACGGAGGUGGGAGGCAAGCCGCCCAACCAGCCGCUCCACUCGCCGCACGAGGCGCUGCCCAGCUUCCUGGGCUCCAUCCCCAUGAGGAAGCGCAUCCUGCCGGCCCCCGCCAGCCUGGACCUGCUGGACCCGCACCACCACCCCGGCCUGGCUCCCAGGAGCUUCGUGGAGGCUCCCGGCAUGUACGCCCUCAACAUGUCGCGCCAUCCGCCCAGGCAGCUCCUGGGGAAGCCGCCGAGCACGGAGACCAGUGGGGCGAGUGCGGAGAAGGCCCCACCACCUGUUGGCGCUCCCCCGAUAGCACCACCGCCUGUUGCACCACCGCCUGCGCCGCCCAGAAGAACGGGAUUCAGCAUCGAGGACAUCAUGAGGCGUUGAAAACGGGGGAGUAACUAUAUAAGUAACUAAGAGCAAAAAAGGGAAGAACCCUCUUCCGAUUUCCACAGAAAGUAGGUGAAUUUGGAGUGGAGACAAAGCACACUUAUUUAGGAAUUACUUUACGCACUUUGAGCAAUAAAUUUGCGGAUCUAGUUUGGUUGAUCUUGUGUACUUGGCCGACAAUCAAAGCAAACUGUUCCCAGAGGUCAAUGGGGUCAAAGGGUAAGCCCCAGUUGGACCCAAGGUAAUCUUAACUUAGAGCUACGUAAGUUUAGUACAUCUUAGUACAAUGUCUAGGCAAGGCAAUAAACCUAAACUAUGUAAUAGAGCAGUUACUUAAGCGAUAGUUGUAAGCGUAGGGAACCCCGUUGUUGCAUUUGUAGGAACCUAGCUUAAAUCUGCCCGAUUAUUCCUGUAAGCCUUCGAUAAGUCGAGAGUCUAUCGAUAAGCCCUCGAUGAGUGCGUGGCCAACACUAAGUGUUGCUGUCUGAGUGAAAUCCAAGCUUAAUUUAUGUUUCCUUAUCCGGUAAGCUAAUCUUAAUGAGUAAACAAAAUCGUAAGUCGAUUUCGCUGUAGGGGAAAAAUGGUUGAAAGUAAAAGUUAAUGUCAAACAGAGCAUAAACAAAGUAAACUAUGAGCAACAUUCCAGUUGAACCUUAUGUAAUUAGGCAUUGUUUUAAGAGUUUUGUAGUAGUUUUCGUAAGCAGCCCCUAGCGUUCCACGGUCUUCCUUGAAUUUUAAAUGAUUUUAUUCAGACAAUAGCAAGUUAGUUUAUUUUAAAUAAAGUUUGCAUUAAUAUUGAAAA
This is a messenger RNA of Drosophila ficusphila, 4123 nucleotides long. It is a transcript of the gene bowl, whose product is annotated as protein bowel. NCBI's taxonomy places the organism in Eukaryota, Metazoa, Arthropoda, Insecta, Diptera, Drosophilidae. Gene Ontology annotation, cellular component: nucleus. Gene Ontology annotation, molecular function: RNA polymerase II transcription regulatory region sequence-specific DNA binding; DNA-binding transcription factor activity, RNA polymerase II-specific. The coding region runs from base 1081 to 3318 and encodes 745 amino acids. Gene Ontology annotation, biological process: embryonic pattern specification; regulation of transcription by RNA polymerase II; embryonic hindgut morphogenesis. The transcript has 4 exons. The record is from RefSeq and is a predicted model, not a curated record.